Drosophila pseudoobscura is the source of this 1872-nucleotide messenger RNA. RefSeq lists its product as uncharacterized. The record is from RefSeq and is a predicted model, not a curated record. The coding region runs from base 1 to 1872 and encodes 623 amino acids. NCBI's taxonomy places the organism in Eukaryota, Metazoa, Arthropoda, Insecta, Diptera, Drosophilidae. The transcript has 2 exons.
AUGGCCCAAUGUCCGUGUCACCUGCCCGGCACACAUCACUGCGGCAAGGAGCUGCGAGAGAAGCGCCAGGAAUUCUUCCGGCGGGACAUCGAUGACAUUACGGACAGCGUAAUGCAGGUGAUGCGGAUUUGCGGCCUCAUGGCCUGGGAGGUGAGGCGCACCAGGGAAGUGAUAAAGCGUUCGUUCGAGCACUACGACGAGGUGCGCUACAAGAUUGACUUGGUGCCCCGCAAGCGAUUCUGCAAGGAGACCUUCAUCCAUGGGCUGGCCGUCGAGGCGCAGAUGUCGCGUAUGGACUCCCAAAUCGCCUACUCAAUCGUGAAGAGGGCCUUCAAGGCCUACUACCACGGGACCGCGAUGGAGGGCAAGCGGCUGAAGUCCUUGAUGGAGGGCAUGAAGCAUAGCCAGCAGUGCCUCUGGCUGCACGCGGCCAAGCGCACGGCCGAGAUCUACGCGGCCUAUGCGGGCCUGAUGCACUCCGAGAUGCUGCAGUUCGCGGAGCGCUUCGAGUGUGUCUACAAGAGUCUGUACGAUGUGCUGUGUACUCGUGUGAUCUGGGACGAUGAGAACCAUUGCCGCUGCGCCUGGACAUCCGCGGUCCCCUCCCAGAUCUCUACCAUCUCCACAAUGACCGCCGAGAUGGAGGUGCUUUUCCUGAAGCAGAACAUGGCUCCCAGCAGUGCACCCUCCGCAACGGCCGUGGUCCCCAGUCAGCUUUCCGUCCAAGUGAAAGAGAUCAUCGUGAAUGAAGGGCCUCCGACAGGGCCGGCCAGCGAGGUCAGCUCAAAGUCGUCCCGAUACAACUACGGACUGAAGAAAGUAGUCCAGAAGAAGUCCUCGAGUAAGCCACCAACUGUGCAGAGCUCCAAGGCAAGCCUCGGAAGGCGUAGGAAGAAGUGCACGUGUCCGAAGCUGCAGUGCGAUCGGAAGUUCGAGCGAGAGGCGCCAGAGAUCACGGCAGAGUGCAGCCAGGGGCCGUAUGUGUGCCGCUGGCUCCGCUACGACGAGGAGGAGGAGCAGUUCAAGGAGCACCUAGUUCCGUUCCCUCCCAUGGAGCCUGCUUACGAUGAGGGGGCUGGGGAGGAGGAGCACCACGGAGAGAGGCUGUCGGCCACCGGCAUUGAGGACCACGACACUGACUACUGUUGGCUUGCUCCGUUCCGCGACUGGCCCCGGGUGGACGUGGAGGCGGUGGAGGAACCGGAGGAGGAGGCAAGCAUGACCCCCAACUCCGAAGAGGAGGAGGCGCUCUUUCAGUGUCGCUGCACCUGCGAGAUCAAGCAGCGCGCCUUCCCUCAUCUCUUCACCUACUUGGCUCCCUUCAAGCCGAUCAAGCCCGUGGUUGAGGAGGUGACUUCCGUCAAGGAUCCAGAGAAGUGCGAAGAGGAAGAAGGCAUUGAGGACUUGUUGGCGAAGCCUCCGCCCUGCGGUGUCUCCCCGGCCACCUACCGCUGCUGGCUGCAGCCCACACCCCCUCCCAGCGAUCCCGAGUCCGUUACAGAGGAACAGCCACACAUCGCAGUGCUGGCCCAGGAUGCGAAGCCCAAAGUAGCUGGCAUUUCUAUGGAUGUCACCGUCAAGCGGCAGCACCACGAAAAAGGAAGCGAAGUGGCCAAACCAUCAGGGCCUGCGCCCGCAUCAAAGUCUCAGAGGUCUAGCACAAAAACACCCAAUUUAAGGAUUAGUAUGCCAGCCCAAGCUGCUGCUCCUAAGGCACCGGCAAAGCCAGCUCCUACGGCUGUUCCCGCUCCAGCUCCAGCUGCGAUCGCCACUCCUCCAGCGGCCAAGCCCCCGCCAACUCAGUCUCCGGCUCAGGUAAACCAAGAGGAGAAGCUCACAAAGGAGGAUAUUUUGAAUAUCAUUGGACUGUAG